GAAAACCCAACAGUAUUCAGUGUGUGUUUGGCAAACAACAAAUUUUGUGGCCAAAUCAAUAAAUUGGAGCGUGCGAGAGCGAGCGCUGCGCAAAAGAGAAACGAAACCCGCAGCAAGCAACGCAUAGAGGAGGAAAAAAGCAGCACCAAAAACAAAACACAAGCCUGCCGCCCAGACAGCCAAUCAGCCAAAAGUCAUCCAAUCCAGUCCGUCCAGUCACAAAAGAACUCUCCAGAGAGGCACACCACAAACACACACAAUACACACCCACAGUCAAGCCCACAUUCCAGACAAGUAAACCAGAAAUGCGUUAGAUAUAAGAGCGAAAUUCGAUUCCAAAUCUGAAUCCAUCCGUUAAGAUGAGAGCCCCUGGCUUGCUGCUUGCCUAUGCUCUAAUCAGCGCCUGCUGCUUGACGCUUUGUGCCGCCUGCUCAUCGCGACCCAUGCCCAAGCCCCGUCCGGAGGCGCCGCCCAGCACAGAGGGACCAGGAGCAGGAGCCGUGCCAACACUGCCGCCGGAUAAUGUGGCCAUAACGACGCCGAGGCCAAACAUCACUUUUCCCACUUUCAAGUGCCCGCCGACGUAUGCUGCCUGGUACUGCCUCAACGAUGCCACCUGCUUCACCGUGGAGAUCCACAACGAUAUAUUGUACAACUGCGAGUGCGCUUUAGGAUUCAUGGGACAGCGGUGCGAGUACAAGGAGAUCGACGGCUCCUAUCUACCCACGCGGAAUCGUGUGAUGCUGGAGAAGGCCAGCAUCGUGAGUGGCGCUACCUUGGCGCUGCUCUUCAUGGCCAUGUGCUGUGUGAUCCUCUACAUGCGGCACGAGAAGCAGCAGAAGCAGAAGCUAAACGACAGCGGCACCGAAGUGGGCGAUGUGGCGGGUGGCGGUGGCUGCCUGAACGAUGGCAUGGACGAGGUGGACAGCCACAAGCCGAUGCGCUCAGCCCGACGACCGUUCGCGCCUUGCCGUAUACUCUCGCUGGAGGAAGCCCACUACCAGGCGCUGGCCUGGAAACUGCAAAACUUUUAACUGAAACUGAAAACAAAACCGAAACUAAUGAUCGAACAAGUGGUUUUUAUUUAUUGAAUGUCUAACAUGUUUAACCGUCCCGUCUGCUGUUUUAUUGUAUGUUCUUUUAACCUAUUUUUUUGACAACGAUUCGAUAACGACUAGAUAUAGUUUAAAUAAUAGUAUUAAGUGCCCACUGAUGUGCCUCUAAAAUGAUAGCAGAAGUAUUAAUGAGAUGAGAGCAGAUGCUGGCUCUCCGCGAGAGUUUAGAGUUAAUCCAAUGCAAUUUUGGCAGCUAGCCGACCAUUUAUUUAUUAUUAAUUUAACUUGGCUAAAUGCGCGUAAACUAUUAACAUUAAUAAAAGCUGGAACGAAAGAGCUAAACUUUGAAACUAA
Drosophila guanche is the source of this 1409-nucleotide messenger RNA. RefSeq names its product protein spitz. Gene Ontology annotation, molecular function: receptor ligand activity; epidermal growth factor receptor binding. The transcript has 2 exons. NCBI's taxonomy places the organism in Eukaryota, Metazoa, Arthropoda, Insecta, Diptera, Drosophilidae. Gene Ontology annotation, biological process: epidermal growth factor receptor signaling pathway. The record is from RefSeq and is a predicted model, not a curated record. Bases 360 to 1034 code for a protein of 224 amino acids.